AUGGCCCCACCCGAUUCGGCAAUCGCCGGAGCGGAACAUCCUCCAGACCCGGACGAGCAGCAAAUUCAAAAUCCUUUGUCUCGCAUUUUUUGGUUUCCCAACGUCGCUCGGGGACACCAAACCUCCAAUUUCCAGCUGAAGCCGCGAAAACAUACGGAACAACAGUACGGCUUUGAUAUCGAGUGGUUGUUGAGCGCGCUAAGCCGGCAGGUAAAUGGAUCCCCCGGCCCCCCGAUCCGCGCUAAGGUUUCCCGGUUCAGACCGCCCAUUGCAUCUGAAGGGUCUCCCUGCUUCAAGCAUAUGUUCGACAUCUCUCAACCACAUGGCCUCCGUUUCCCUAUUGCGUUGUAG
This is a messenger RNA of Colletotrichum lupini, 351 nucleotides long. RefSeq lists its product as uncharacterized. Lineage: Eukaryota; Fungi; Ascomycota; Sordariomycetes; Glomerellales; Glomerellaceae. The coding region runs from base 1 to 351 and encodes 116 amino acids. The record is from RefSeq and is a predicted model, not a curated record. The transcript has 2 exons.